Eimeria mitis is the source of this 735-nucleotide messenger RNA. RefSeq lists its product as uncharacterized. NCBI's taxonomy places the organism in Eukaryota, Apicomplexa, Conoidasida, Eucoccidiorida, Eimeriidae. The transcript is spliced from 2 exons. The record is from RefSeq and is a predicted model, not a curated record. Bases 1 to 735 code for a protein of 244 amino acids.
AUGCAGCAGACCCAACCCACUACUCCCCCCCAGCAGCAAUACAUGAGGUACCAACCCCCACCAAGGCAGCUGCAGCAGCAGCAGCUGCAGCAGCAGCAGCAGCAACUGCUGCAGCAGCAGCAGAUGCUGCAGCACCAGCAGAUGCUGCAGCAGCAGCAAAUACUGCAGCAGCAGCAGCAAAUGCUGCAGCAGCAGCAAGUGCUGCAACCACAGGGAUCCCCAAUGUUUAUGCCGCUGCAGCAGCAGCAGCAACUGCAGCAGCUGCAGCAGCAGCAGCUGCAGCAGCAGCAGCAGCAGCACGGGGUUAUGUGCAGCAGCACGCCUGGAGCCAUUCUGCUGCCUCUCUCUCCUCGUGCUGCACCACUCAGCUGGCAGGAGAAGCUGCUGCAGCAGCAGCAGCAGCAACAGCAGCAGCAGCAUUUGCUGCUGCAGCAGACACCCCAUCACUAUUACCAGCAGCAGCAGCAGCAGCAGCAGCAGCAGCAGCAGCUGGAGCAGCAGCAGCUAUAUCAGCAGCGAAUUCACCAGACCCUCUACCCGCAGCAGCAACCCUAUCAGCAGCAGCAGCAGCAGCAGCAGCAGCAGCAGCAGCAGCAGCAAGAGCAAUACAUGAGGCACCGCAGCGAUUGUUUUUCUCCUGUCUCAGAUGGUGAAGCCCAAGGACAGCAGCAGCAGCAGCAGCAGCAGCAGCAGCAGCAGCAGCAGCAGCAGCAGCAGCAGCAGCAGCUGUGCUGA